CUUGCCAUGUCAGAGCAGGCUAUAAAUGUUUACUGACUGAGUAGUUGAAUUCAGUAUGGAUCAUUGCAAGUUGGUCGUCUGAUCAUUAGGAUUGUAUUUUUUAAUUGAGGACAGUGUUUUUGUUCCGCUGUUUAACGAUGGGAGACGGAGGACAAAGGCGCAGAUGGGAGUACUGGUGUGUUGCUCUGCGUUUCUCUUUGCUGCUGUGCUUCGUGGAGCAGGUUUCGGCUCAGAUAAGGUACUCUAUUCCAGAGGAGGUGAAAGAGGGAUCCGUUGUUGGAAAUGUUGCUAAGGAUUUGGGUCUUGACGUCAGUACUUUGUUGGAGAGGCGGUUUCGUAUCGUUUCUGCAUCUAAGGACGCUCUUUUCCAGGUUAAUCAGAACAAUGGCGUCUUGUAUGUUCAUAAGAAUAUCGACAGAGAGGAGCUCUGUGAUGGCACUGGCGCGUGUUUGAUGAACCUGAAGAUUGUAGUUGAGAAUCCUCUAGAAAUACAUUAUGUUCAGUUAGAAAUCAAAGAUGUCAAUGACCAUUCACCUAUGUUCACAGAAAAGGAGCAGCAUUUUGAAAUAGCAGAACACGUCCCUCCGGGAACUCGCUUACAAAUUCCGACUGCUCGUGAUCCGGACAUAGGGGUAAACUCCGUACGUUUUUACAAAUUAAGUCAGAAUAUUUUUUUCGACAUUGAGAUCAAAGAUAGCGAUGAGGACAAAAUACCAUUUUUAAUAUUACAGAAAUCUCUAGAUAGGGAGAACAGAAUCAACCACUCAUUGGUUUUAACUGCUAUCGAUGGAGGGAAUCCGCCAAAAUCAGGAUCUCUAAAUAUAACCGUUACUGUUCUUGACGUAAAUGAUAACAAGCCUGUUUUUAGUCAAGACACAUACUCUGUAACUUUACAAGAAAACGCCCCUAUUGGUACCAUCGUUGUAAAAGUAAAUGCUACUGAUCUAGAUGAAGGGUUAAACCGUGUUGUUGAAUACUCUCUUGGCAGAAACCUCAAGAGCAAAGUUUAUGACGUGUUUGAAUUGGAUAGUUUUACAGGUGAAAUUACAGUUAAGGCCCAGGUAGACUUUGAUGACACCGAGGUGUACAAACUAAGUGUGCAAGCAUCAGACAGAGGUCAGCCUCCAUGGACUGUCGAAUGCGGGGUUAUCAUAAAAAUACUUGACGUAAAUGAUAACAAACCCGAGAUAGAGGUAACAUCCCUUUCCAAUAUGGUCUCUGAAGAUUCCAAACCAGGAACUGUUAUUUCUCUCAUAAGUGUCAGUGAUAAAGACUCCGGUAUCAAUGGAAAAGUGUUGUGUAGUCUGUUAGGAGAUGUACCCUUUGAGUUAAAACCUUCCUUUCAGGAUAGUAUGUACUCUUUAGUGACCAAACAACGAUUAGACAGAGAGUUUGUGUCCCAUUAUGACAUCACUAUAACAGCCACUGACUGUGGUCAGCCUCCUCUGUCGACAUUCAAAACUCUGAGCAUCCAGAUAUCAGAUGUGAACGAUAACAGUCCAGAAUUCUCUCAAAACCCUCUUGAGCUGUACUUAGUGGAAAAUAACGCCCCUGGUGCAUCCAUACUCUCUGUAAUCGCCACUGACAAAGACUUGAAUGAGAAUGCAGCCAUUUCAUAUCACAUUGUUAGAGGCGAAGGGACUCAAAAUGGUAUGACAUCUUUCCUGAAUAUCAAUUCUGACAAUGGACAUAUUUCCGCUCUAAAAAGCUUUGACUUUGAAACCCUCAAAACAUUCCAAUUCCAAGUUGUAGCUACAGACUCUGGAACUCCGUCACUAAGCAGCAACGUCACAAUAAACGUGUUCAUUCUGGAUCAGAACGACAACGCUCCAGUGAUCUUGUAUCCAGUCAGCGCUAAUGGUUCCGCUGCAGGUGUGGAGGAGAUUCCCCGCAAUGUGAACGCAGGCCAUUUGGUGACUAAAGUGAGAGCCUAUGACGCUGAUAUAGGAUAUAACGGCUGGUUAUUAUUUUCACUGCAGGAAGUUACUGACCACAGUCUCUUUGCUUUGGACCGUUAUACAGGACAGAUAAGGACACUUCGGUCAUUCACAGAGACAGACGAGGCUGAGCAUAAACUGGUCAUACUGGUAAAAGACAAUGGGAACGUUUCACUCUCAGCAACAGCUACUGUGGUUAUCAACGUUGUGGAGCCCAAAGAGGCUUUUGCAGCUUCUGAUGUUAAAAGCGCAGUAAAAGACGAGGAGGAGAACAGCGUUACAUUUUAUUUGAUCAUAACUUUGGGGUCAGUUUCAGCACUUUUUAUCAUCAGUAUCAUCGUGUUGAUUGUAAUGCAGUGCUCCAAAGCCCCAGUCGAUUCCUCCAAGUAUUUACAAGAUGUGAAUUACGACGGGACACUGUGCCACAGCAUCCAGUACCGAUCCGGAGACAAACGGUACAUGUUAGUUGGACCCAGAAUGAGUAUAGGUUCUACUAUAGUCCCGGGCAGCAAUGGGAAUACUCUAGUGGUACCUGAAACCAGGAGGAGAGCUUCUGGAGAGGUAAGACAUGUAUGGCUCUGUAAUUGUAUAGAAAUCGCAUAGAUUAUUCUCCCAUUUUUUUAAAAGUUCAUAUAUUUAAUUGAACUACGGGGUCUUGUUUGAGUGGGUCUAAUAUGUUUUUUUUCGGAGUAUGGCUUUGGCGUUUUAACAAACCUACACCUCUCACAGGGUCUGUCCUUGAAAUCAGAGGAUCAGGCGUCAACACCACAUUUGAAAGUGGUCGCUGUCCACGACAAUUGUUCUGAAACACUUUUCAAUUCAAAGUGUUAUUUGACAUGUCACAUAUUUAUGUUUCGGUUUGAGUUGCUGCGCAUGAAACCCAUUCUCCUAAUGCGCGUGGUGUCGCUGCUUUUCAGUGUUAGAAACAUGCAUUUAGUUUGAAUCCCUCCCUCCCUUUGUCGUGUUGCCUCAUAAAAAAUCAUUCGAGUCGAGUGAAAUGGGCACUUGCUUUCUGGAAUGGAGAAUACCAUCCGCAUGGAUACUUGCUUGAAUCUUUUUCGUGGAUGAACUUGGCACCUUGCUUUUUCUGGAUGAAGCGGACUGUAAUGGUUCCAAAAUAACAGGGCUUGUCAAAAUGAUAGACGGACAGAGAAGAGAGGCGCCUCACUGGGCGAUGCUGUGGUUUGUAUUUUUGUUGUGCUUCUCCCGUGGAGCUUAUUGUCAAAUACGAUAUUCUAUCGCGGAGGAGUCGAAAGAAGGUUCUUAUGUGGGAGAUGUAGCAAAGGAUUUGGGGUUCAGUGUGGAUAUACUGGCGGAGCGAAGGUUUCGGAUUGUAUCUGGCUCUAAGGAAGGUCUUUUGCAGAUAAACCAAGAUAAUGGCGUGUUGUAUGUGAACAGGAACAUCGACAGGGAGGAGCUGUGUGAGAAAAACAUUAUGUGUUUAAUCAACCUAAAAACCGUCGCCGAAAAUCCAAUGGAAAUACAUUAUGUUGAGAUUGAAAUUACGGAUAUAAAUGACCAUUCUCCCAUUUUUCCAGAAAAGGAGAAACGCUUAGAGAUAGCAGAGAAUGCUGUGCUCCAAGGAACGCGCUUUCCUCUUGACGCUGCGCGUGACCCUGAUGUUGGAGCAAAUAGUCUCCGUAAGUACACUCUCAGUCAAAACGAUAACUUUGACUUAGAUGUUAAAACUCGCGGUGAGGAUAAAAUUCCUUUUCUGAUUUUGAAAAAGCCGCUAGACAGAGAGCAGAAACCUGAAAUUCGACUGAUUUUGACUGCGUUUGACGGCGGUGAGACCGCAAGAUCUGGCACAGUCAAUAUAACAAUACAUGUGAUUGAUGUCAAUGACAACGCACCAGUCUUUGACAGACAGGUGUAUACGGUAACUUUAUAUGAAAAUCCUCCCGUAGGUGCCUCAGUCCUAAGAUUACACGCCACGGAUAUAGAUGAUGGCGCCAACGGACAGGUUAUAUACACUUUUGAUAACAGUCUUAAAAACAAAGCGUUCGAUUUAUUCGAGAUAGAUGAUGUUACAGGUGAGAUCACUGUAAAAGGAUUAAUAGAUUUUGAAGAGCAGAGUGUUUAUGAAAUUGACAUGCAGGCCUCUGACAAAGGUCCGGUUACAUUGACUGGUCACUGUAGUGUUGUUAUUAACGUGAAAGAUGUAAAUGACAACGCACCUGAGAUGGACGUGACGUCCCUAUCAAGCCAAGUCCCCGAGGAUGCACGACCGGGUACAGCGGUAGCUCUUAUCAGCGUGUUUGAUAUGGACUCUGGUGAAAACGGCUUAGUUAUAUGUACAAUCUCAGACAACAUCCCUUUCGAAUUAAAACCGUCUUUUCA
Messenger RNA from Oncorhynchus kisutch (coho salmon), 4277 nucleotides. Its product is annotated as protocadherin alpha-3-like. NCBI's taxonomy places the organism in Eukaryota, Metazoa, Chordata, Actinopteri, Salmoniformes, Salmonidae. Gene Ontology annotation, biological process: homophilic cell-cell adhesion. Gene Ontology annotation, molecular function: calcium ion binding. The record is from RefSeq and is a predicted model, not a curated record. The transcript has a single exon. The coding region runs from base 138 to 2540 and encodes 800 amino acids. Gene Ontology annotation, cellular component: plasma membrane.